AUGGACAGAAACAACGACAACGACCUGACGCAAGCGGCGCGAAAGUUGGAGGUUUUCAGUAUUCAAGAAUCUUUAGCUUUUUGUGACCCCGCUUUGUCACCAUCAUCAUCAGCAUCACCAUCACCAUCACCAUCAGCCUCGGCAUCACCAUCUCCAGCUCCAGCUCAACAACCACGACCAACAGCCGCAUCAGACUCAGACUCAUCAGCCAUCGACGAGCGGCAAUCCAUCUGCCCCACCUGCCUCAACCUCAACUACUCCCUCUUCCGCCCCUUCGAUUCCCACCCCCCCAUCCUCAACUCCUACUCCCUUUCCGCAUCCCUGUCUCAUAACCAUUUCCCAUCCAGUGUCUCUACCGCCCUCCCGCCUCGCUACCUCUUAAUCGAAUACCAAGACCUUCUCCAGACUUCUACUUCUACUUCCACCCCCAAUUCCAAUUCCAAUUCCAAUUCCGAAAGCAACGACAACGGCAACACCCCAGCAUGCCCUUACUGCCCCCUCCUCCACAAAGCCAUCACUUUAUUUUGGGACGACGACCCAAGCUCUUAUUACAGAUAUAAAGCGCCGGUGGCUGACGCACGCUCUUUCCGGCGGAUAUUAUGUCUUACGCAGCAGCCUGCUGUUACUUCUCGUCAUGGUUUUGGUGAUGGUGAUGAGGGGACAGGAGCAGGAGGAGGGGGAACAGGAGGGGGAGGAGGGACGCUCAGACUCUUCAAAGCGCUGUUGUACCAUGAUUACCCCGAUGCGACGUUCCCUCAUGCUUUGACGGUGCGGGAUUCGACAAGUAGGAUCGAGUUUUAUCAUCAUCCUUGGGAUUUGGUUGAUUUGAAGAAAGCGGAAGAGGAGGGGAAAGAGGGAAAAGAGGGGAAUGGGGUGAGGGAGGAAGAUAAAGAGCCAGAUCCGGAAAAGGAGAGAGGUGAAGGGAUCUCUAUGGAUGAGGUAGGAAAUGGCAGGGCGACUAAAGAGUUGAACAAAUCGAGAAAAUCAGAAGAAUUGGGGCGGGAAAACGGGAAAAACGAAGGGCAAGGGGAACGAGGGGGAAGGAAAGACAAUGAAAAGGGGCAUAAGGAGGGAAUCAAAGAAGGGAACCAACGCUGGACCUCCUUCCCCCAUCCAGCCAUCGGCUUCGCCAACCACGUCCCCUACGCCAUAACCCUCAACCGCGUCGUCCGCCUCGCCACCCGCUGGCUUUCCGCCUGCGACUCCUCACACCCCAAAUGUGCUCCCGAGCCACACCAACUACCCAAACGCCUCCUCGACCUCCGCGGCGGCGUAAAGCUCAUCGACACCACCACCACUUCCCCCUCCUUCACCUCAUUUGCAUCCACCAACCCCUCCUCCUCAUCUCCCAAACCGCCCACAUACAUGACCCUUUCCCACUGCUGGGGCCUCACCCACCCUCUCCUGACAACCACCACCACGACCCUCGACUCCCACCUCUCGCAAAUUCCGUGGUCUUCUCUCCCCAUCCUAUUUCGCGACGCCAUCCUUUUAGUCAGGGAACUAGGCUGCCGAUACCUCUGGAUCGACAGUCUCUGCAUCUUGCAGGACUCUGAGACAGACUGGCUUACUGAAAGCGCAAACAUGUCCUCCAUCUAUGCUCACGCCACACUCAACAUAGCUGCCACUGCGCAACGGGAUGCGUCUGUGGAGUACUUUCGGACGCUAAAGGAGCCGAUACUUGGCAGGGCAUGGGUUUUUCAGGAGCGGUUGCUGAGUAGACGGACGUUGCAUUUUGGGAGUAGCGAGGUGUUGUGGGAGUGUAGGAGCGGGUGCUUUUGUGAGUGUGGGGGGAUUGAGAGGGGACAUGUGUUGAGUGUGCGGAAUUUGAACAACAAUGCUGCUGCUAGUUGGCGGGCGCCGGGAGCGGGGACGGGGAGUGGCAACAACGACAGAGGUGGAAGGGAUAAUAUGGAGUCUUCGGGACUGUUGAGUCCGCCGUUGCCGUUGUCGAGGUCGUCGACUUUUGAGACGACGGGAUCAUCGCUGAGUCAUGGGACGAUACCGAGGAAGGUGUUGUUUGCUAACCUUACUUCUGGUUCAUCACGGCCGGGACAGAUGAAGGAUAGUAGUAGCCGGCUUUUGCACGACUUUUUCUUGCGUUGUGUGGAAGAGUACUCUUUCCUCUGCCUGACCAAAGAACACGACCGCUCUUUUGCGCUGGCUGGCAUCGCGAAACGGAUCCGGUCCCUUCUCUCACCUGACGAUCGAUACCUCGCUGGUCUCUGGCUGCACGAUUUGCCAAGGGCGCUGCUGUGGCAACCCUACCGCCAUAAGAAAGUGUGUCGAGCGGGUAGUAACAUCCCUACUUGGUCAUGGAUGUCACGGUCCUGCUACCCGGUGGAAAAUCUACAAGCAGAACCCGGAAAGAGAAAAGGGAACCCAUCGGCGAGCAAGUGUUCAGUACGGUAUAAGCACAUUACACGCUCGGGGUACGAAUUCGAGCUCGAUGACCGACUAGAGGUGGAUACCGAUCCGGCGAAAACAUGGUGUGAGUUUGAAGGAGACAACGAAUUUGGAAAGUUGAAGGGAGGGCAAGUUAUGUUGACGGCAGCGUGUAGAUGGGGAGUAGUAUGGACGACGGGGACCAAACGAAGCAGCAACGAGUGGACAGGGAGGAAUACUUUGGUGGUUGCUAUUCAGGGCAACGAAGAGGGUAAUGGUGACGGCGAAGAAGGGGUACUAUUGAUACCCAUGGCACCGGACUGUCCGAGACAAGAAGAUCCGAAGAGUGUGGCACUUUUGGAAAAGGUGUUGGUGGUGUUGUUUGGGGGAAGGAAGCUAGACAUGAAGGAAACGGGAGGGGAUGUGGAUGGGCCGCAGUUCUUUUUGGCGUUGAAGGAAGUGGAAGGAAGGGAAGGUGUCUUUCAGCGAGUUGGGUUCUUGGAGUCGGAGUCGAGGAUUGACCUGUUUGAGAAUGCCGAGAUGUCCCACAACAACACCACCAAGAAGCAAGCUCCGGCCAACUCGCUAGUCUGGCUCGUCACCGGCUGCUCCUCCGGCUUUGGCCUCGAGUUCUAUCUCAACAUCAAAGCUCGUGGCGACUACAUCAUCGCUACCGCCCGCGACCUCUCCAAUCCCAACAUGAGACAUUAUAUCCAAAUUUCCCAAACCCAGGAUAAUGUAUCUGUCUGCCAGCUCGACGUCACGGCAUCCCAGGAGUCCCUGAACGAGACCAUUGCAGAGGCCAUCAAGAUUUACGGGAGGAUCGACGUGCUGGUGAACAAUGCCGGCUACGUAGCGCUGGGCGGUUGGGAAGACCUGGGCUACGACGGCUUCGUCAAGCAAUUCGAAACCAACGUGUUUGGCCUGCUCAAGGUCACCAACGCGGUCCUUCCGCACAUGCGAGAGCGCCGGAGCGGGACGCUGGUGUUUAUGGGUUCGCUUUCGGGAUGGAAGGGAAAUGAGUUCUGUGGAGCGUAUGCGGGGUCCAAGUUUGCUGUUGAGGGAAUGGUGGAAGCACUCCAAAAAGAGGUGGAACAAUUCGGCAUUCGCACCCUUCUCUUCGAGCCAGGACAGUUCCGAACCAACUUGCUGUCACCUUCUCACGUGCUCGCCAACGUGUCCAAGAUUGACGAUUACAAGGAAGCGUCGGAAAUGGCCCUGCGCUCCUAUGCCGAUGUGGACUCUAAGCAGAGAGGUGACCCGGCAAAGGCUGUCGAGAUCAUCAUGGACGUCGUCCGUAAUGAGACCUUCUAUCGAUAUAUUGAGGAGGGGGAUGUAACGUAUGCGUUCAGAAACGCGAAGUAUGGGCCUAUGAAGUUCAGAUUGCCGUUGGGACAGGAUGCGUUUGAUGCGAUCAAAACAAAGUGCGACCUUACUUUGAAGGUUUUGGAUGCGUGGGAACGUCUCAUCACGAGUACCGAUCAUAAUGAUGUUAGGCAUAGUGAUGUUGGGGAGACAAGCGAGGAAGUUUCUACCUAG
This is a messenger RNA of Neurospora hispaniola, 3924 nucleotides long. RefSeq lists its product as uncharacterized. The record is from RefSeq and is a predicted model, not a curated record. The transcript has 4 exons. NCBI's taxonomy places the organism in Eukaryota, Fungi, Ascomycota, Sordariomycetes, Sordariales, Sordariaceae. The coding region runs from base 1 to 3924 and encodes 1307 amino acids. Gene Ontology annotation, molecular function: oxidoreductase activity.